AUGUUGGGGAAUGCGGGGUCUGCCAUGAAGGUGUAUGCGGGUGCUGCUGGUUGCGUGGGUGCUUGGGGGCGGGCUGGGCAGGGGUGUUGGGUUGCUGUGCAGUCUGCAUUGGUGCCAUUUGAGUGCCAUCAGCUGGGUCUCGUGUCUCCUGAGCAGUGCGGUCAAGUGAGGGUCCUGGAUCGGGCUGCUGCCCGGUCUGCACUGGCUGUCCUCGACCUAACUGUGUGCUCUGAGGCUGUUCUCUCUGCGUGCUUCUCAACUGGCCCCUCUCUUCCGUGUGUUCCCUCUGCUGUGCCCGCCCUGGUGCUCUCUGUGGUGCACUCCCGUUCGCGUGCAUUGCUGGCCUUUCUGCGGCGUUGCCUAGACCGGUUUACCUUCAACCCACGCAUAGCUACCUUCACCGCCGCAGCAGUCGCAAUGGCUGCCGCGGAUGGCUGCGAGGUCCUCACUGCCGCCUGCAGGCUUCUUCCCCGCUGUCUGCCCUCCGCAUGCCUCGGAAGUGUUGCAGCAGAGAUCGUCGCUGGUGCCGGUUGUGCUGCUACUCCGGCUGCUCCCGAUGGCGUAGCUGUGUCUGCUGCCCUUGGUGUUGUUGCUACUGGUGCUGGCGCUGGCUGUGUAGUGGCACUGGUUGAAGCUAUUGCUGCCGUUGGUCCUGCUGCUCCUUGCAUUUCCGUUGCAAUGGCUGCUGGUCCUGCUGUCGUCGCAGCAACUGUUGCCGGUGUAACUAUUGCUGCUAUUUCAGUCACCCCCCCGGCUUGUAUCUCGCCUCCCCCCAGUCCCUCUGCUGAUGUUGCUGCUGCUGGAAUAGCCACUGUCCCCCCCGCGGUCCUCCCUGCCUGA
Molecule: messenger RNA, 840 nt
Organism: Closterium sp. NIES-65
Lineage: Eukaryota; Viridiplantae; Streptophyta; Zygnematophyceae; Desmidiales; Closteriaceae
Source: the annotation of a GenBank genome assembly